Gadus morhua (Atlantic cod) is the source of this 3131-nucleotide messenger RNA. RefSeq names its product BEN domain containing 7 (gene bend7). The transcript is spliced from 9 exons. Gene Ontology annotation, molecular function: DNA binding. Lineage: Eukaryota; Metazoa; Chordata; Actinopteri; Gadiformes; Gadidae. The record is from RefSeq and is a predicted model, not a curated record. The coding region runs from base 300 to 1643 and encodes 447 amino acids.
AAGGUGGCGCGAAGGGAUGUGACGAUUUUAUUAAUAUCAAAGUAAUUAAUUUAUUUGCAUAUCAAAUACAGAGGAACAGACUGGUCCUGGAUGUGGAAAUAUGUAAGACACUAGUUAAAAGCUUAAUUUUUCAUUGAUAAAAAGAUCAGAACUGAGCAUUUGCAGUUGACUGAAUCGAACCUCAGAUGGGGGGAAAAUAGUGAUUAAUAGGGCAUACCGGGUGAGUGUAACACAUGCAGUGACUGCAUUUUAUGAAGAUCGGUUCCCGAACCUACGGCUGAUUACAUAUUAAUCCUAAAAUGGAGUUCGGAGAAAGGAAGCGAAGAAGGAAGUCACAAAGCUUUAAAGUGGUCACGGAUGAAGAUGUUGACCAACCUUUGGUCAAUUCCAGUUGCACAGAUGCCAACGAAGAGUCUAAAGAUUGUCCUGUUGAUGAAGCUGAGGACGAAGAGGAACCGGGCACAGAGAUCAAGAGACAAAUCACAGGGAUGAUGAGACUUCUGAGUGAUAAAACCAGCAGGGUGUAUCAACGUACUGGGGCAAAAGGAGAUGACCUGAAAAAGGAUCCCCAGGACUAUGGACCGAGCUGGGUACAACCGCCUGCCACCUUGCCCCAUCUCCCAGAGAACCAUAACUGGACCCAUGCAGCCGAACCAGAGCCCUCAUCUUCCUGCCCUAUCCCCAUAGCCAAUGGGCAAAGAUAUACCCACGAAACCACCUGCUCCACAGCACCCAGGAUCAGAAACCAGCCAAAGGAUGAAGCUAAUGAUAAAGCUCCUCCCUCCUCACCUGAAGGCCCGUGCUGCAUGCACAGCUGUCAGGGCACACUGCAGGCCAUUCUGCAGGAGCUACGGUCAAUGAGGAGGCUAAUGCAGACUCAGCAAGCAUCGUUGGUGAAGCAGGACCAGACGGCGUCACCACAACCCACGUACCUCGUCCCCGGCCCGGCACCUCUUCACAGGGCCCGAAAGAGGAGGCCUGUCUUCAAAAUGACCCCACUGAAUGUUUCAGGUCGAAGAGCUUCUGUUUCCACUCCUGGAUCCCCCUCCUGUGUGUCCCUGAUGCCCCCGAUCACAUCCCUGCAAUCCAGAGACUGCGACGGCUUCAAGAAAGGGAGUUCUGGUCACACAGAGGAGAUCGAACUGGCAGUGCAGAACAUUUCAAUGGCCGCCAACAACCAACACACUCCUCUCUUAAGUGAGGCCGGUGAACCUCAACCCAAAGAGUAUGAUCCGUCUGCUUUCUCCUUGGAGCCUGCUGUGCGUCUUGCAGAGGAAUAUGAUGUAUUUAUUCCCAAAGCUCAGCUAGACUCCAUCCUGCUUAACUACACUCGCUCUGGCAGCCUGCUGUUUCGGAAACUGGUGUGUGCUUUCUUCGAUGAUAGCACUUUAGCUAACUCCUUACCUAAUGGCAAGAGAAAGAGAGGACUCAACGACAACCGCAAGGGUCUCGACCAAAACAUUGUGGGAGCAAUUAAAGGGUUUACAGAGAAGUACUGCAAAACAUAUAGGAUAGAGAAGCUCCCCGGACCUCGAGACUGGGUCCAGAUCCUCCAAGAUCAGAUCAAACUUGCCAGGAGGAGGCUGAAAAGAGAUGCAGAAGAUGUCUCCAGUAAAGCCUCCUCAAGUAGAGCCUGCAUAUGAACAGUAGCACAUGGCAUGACACUGCCCUUUGCAUUACAGUUUUGUAUUUUGUAUGUUGUUUCUGUGUAUCACUGGCACAGACAAAAUCCUUGUAUUUUAAAUCCUACCCGACAAUGAUACAUACUCAGAUUCUGAUGAUUCCAUAAGUGAUAUUCAGUGGAAUUUAUUCAGACUAUCUACGCUGGGGCACACCAUAUUGUUAUCACAGGAAGUUCCUCUUCUAUCCAUUUUCCAUUUCAUGAGUGUAUCACGUGCAUGUAUUCAGUGCCACGUUACCUCCCUGACAUUUAAAAUUCUCAAGCAGUGUUCCAAAAUGUCAGCUUAUUACCCCCCCACCAUGCAGCAACCCCUUUGUAUCAUCUCUGCUGAUAAUACCCAGCUGUGACUGCCACUACAGCCGGAUAACAAUGCUCCCUGAAACCCCUGUUUGACUGUCUUGUAGAAUCGGAGCGAUGUGGAGUCGGCCAGUAGGGGGCGCUAUAUUAGCAAUUAUAAUAAUUGCUUCCAGUGUGCCUUUGAACAAAUAACAGGCCGAGUUUAUCCAGUCAAAUCUAUUUGUAGAGUUCGGGACUAUUCUUAUAGAGUAUCCCAAUACAUUUAUAGUCAUGUCACGUCACGUUACAACAUUGACUAUAGCCUUUACUUACAUUCAUAAAUCACUUUUCAGAAUCAAUCCUCAUGCAGAUUGGGUUUCCAGCUCAACAUGCAGUUGACCUGCUACUGAGUUUCAGCCAUUGGGCCAUGGGCCUGUUGAAGUCACUGUAGGUCUAUGUCCUGCACAACGUGAUGUGAUGUAAAUGGUAGUUUGUCAGCUUGAGCUCUGCAAUAGCUGCUUGUGGCUGUACUUUAUAUUUAUUUCCCCCUAAUAGCCUAAUUGUAUGCUUGCUGGUGGCCCCUCAGAUCAAGCUCCCUGUUUGAUUGUUCCCCUAAAUGGUCCAAUGCAGAAACGAUUAAUCUUGAUAGACAGUCUACUAUGCAGAACAGAUUGUUUUAGUUAAAGUUAAUUAAGUGUGGUUUGUUAUUCACCACAAAAAUUACAGUGGUAUGUUGUCAUUCAAUGUUAUAGGUGUGUUUAAAACAAACUAUAUGUUUGUCCUGUCAAAAUAUCUAACUCCCUGGUCUAUUCCCUUUGGUUCUAUAUUGCAGUAUAUUCUAGGAUACAUUUUUGUAGGCCUACUUCGUUUUUCGAAUCUGUCAAAAUCUAUUUCUAAAUUGUAUGAGGUAAAUGUACGCGUAAUAUUUAUAUUGUGCCUUUGCGCGUUUGUCUUUUUGAGUGCGUGUCUUCAAUGGACCAGCAUACAGAAACAUAAAAAAUACUCCGAACUCCAAAAUAAAAAAUAUUUUAGGCAUUCUGUAAUAGAUCUUGAAAUGAUUAUCCAAUGAUUAUCGAAUUUAUUAUAAUUUUUGUGACAGACAAAGCCUCCUCCUAUUUGCUCAAUGUGUAACUUUCGUUCAAUUCGUAGCCGAUUUAUCAAUUAAAUGUUGAUU